UCGCUUUGAAAAAACACUCUGCUUUCACGGUGCAGCGUCUCCGGCAGUGGCUUAUAGGGUUUCACUUACCCUCGGUCGUGGAGAAGAAGAAGCUCACUCUUCCAUUUUUGAAAUCGCAACUAAAAGAUGUCCGAAACAAAUGCAGUCUCCGAAACCCCUCAAAACAUGACCAUCUACAUCAACAACCUCAACGAAAAAAUCAAGAUUGAAGAGUUGAAGAAGUCCUUGCACGCUGUUUUCAGCCAAUUUGGGAAGAUACUUGAGGUGUUGGCUUUCAAAACUCUGAAACAUAAGGGUCAAGCUUGGGUGAUUUUUGAGGAUGUAUCUUCUGCUUCUAAUGCACUUAGGCAAAUGCAAGGUUUCCCUUUCUACGAUAAGCCCAUGAGAAUACAGUAUGCCAGGACUAAAUCUGAUAUAAUAGCAAAAGCAGAUGGUACUUUUGUUCCUCGGGAAAAACGGAAGAGGCACGAUGACAAAGGCAAAAAACGGAAGGACCAACACGAUGCUAAUUUAGCUGGAAUGGGCUUAAAUCCUUCUUAUCCCGGUGCUUAUGGUGCAACACCUGCUCUAUCCCAGAUACCUUAUCCAGGUGGUGCAAAAUCCAUGGUACCUGAGGCUCCGGCACCUCCCAAUAAUAUUCUCUUUAUUCAGAAUCUUCCCAAUGAAACCACUCCCAUGAUGCUUCAAAUGCUCUUUCUUCAAUAUCCUGGGUUCAAGGAAGUUAGAAUGGUUGAAACGAAGCCAGGAAUUGCUUUUGUGGAAUAUGGAGAUGAGAUGCAAUCCACAGUGGCUAUGCAGGCACUGCAAGGUUUCAAGAUAACCCCACAAAACCCUAUGUUGAUAACUUAUGCCAAGAAAUAGACCGCAAUUUCUCCAACUUAUGGUGUAAGAAGGGCAAGAAUCAUAUAUUUUUGCAUAGAGUUGUUAAAUCAUCUAAUGGAAUAGUUUAUCUUCUUAUUUGGUGUUUAUCCUUGGCAGCCUUGGGUUGUGUAUGAUUGUAGUUAGGGUAGGAACUUUUACAUUUUUAUUAUAAAAAUCUGUAUUUGAAAAAUUACUAUCUUUUUUAUUAUGGUAAAUUACUAUCUGGUUCGAGUUUAUCCAUCACAUAUUUGUUUAACUUA
This is a messenger RNA of Cicer arietinum (chickpea), 1121 nucleotides long. Its product is annotated as U1 small nuclear ribonucleoprotein A. Lineage: Eukaryota; Viridiplantae; Streptophyta; Magnoliopsida; Fabales; Fabaceae. Gene Ontology annotation, molecular function: RNA binding. The record is from RefSeq and is a predicted model, not a curated record.